Calidris pugnax (ruff) is the source of this 1984-nucleotide messenger RNA. It is a transcript of the gene EPHX2, whose product is annotated as epoxide hydrolase 2, cytoplasmic. Gene Ontology annotation, biological process: phospholipid dephosphorylation; cholesterol homeostasis. The transcript has 17 exons. NCBI's taxonomy places the organism in Eukaryota, Metazoa, Chordata, Aves, Charadriiformes, Scolopacidae. Bases 127 to 1530 code for a protein of 467 amino acids. Gene Ontology annotation, cellular component: peroxisome. The record is from RefSeq and is a predicted model, not a curated record. Gene Ontology annotation, molecular function: magnesium ion binding; lipid phosphatase activity.
GUGGAUCGCUUCGGGCCCGGCCUGCAGCACUUCCUGGGCUCCUGCGAGCGGGACUGCGCUCUGCCCAGGAAUUUCUUGCGCAGUGUCCUGUUGGCCGGUGGCUCCGAGAGUCCUUACGCCAAAGCCAUGAGGGGACAGAUCACCCUGUCCCAGCUUUUUUCGGAGAUGGAAGAGGGCUGCAGGCAACAGGCCUCCACCGCCGGCGUCGUCCUGCCGCCCACCUUCUCCGUCGCCCGGGCCUUCGAGGAGAUGGCGGCCAAGGGGACGGUCAAUGCCCCCCUUCUGCGGGCAGCCAGGGUGCUGCGGAGGAACGGGUUUAAGACCGGUGUCCUCACCAACAACUGGGUGGACGACAGUGGUGGGCGGCUCUUCACGGCCACGCUGAUGACCCUGCUGCGCCGUCACUUCGACCUGGUGAUCGAGUCCUGCCGGCUCGGGGCGCAGAAGCCGGACCCCGAGAUCUACGUCUACGCCCUGGAUGCACUCAAGGCAAAGCCGCAGGAGGUCAUCCUCCUGGAUGACAUCGGGGAGAACUUGAAGCCGGCCCGGGAGAUGGGCAUGGCCACCAUCCUCGUCAGGGACACUGAAACCGUCCUGAAGGAGCUGGAGGAGCUCUCGGGUGUCCAGCUUCUCACCCAAGAAGAACCACUCCCAACCACGUGUGAUCCAUCCAACGUGACCCAUGGAUACGUGCCCAUCAGGCCUGGUGUCCAGCUGCACUUCGUGGAGAUGGGCCAUGGCCCCGUCGUCUGCCUCUGCCACGGCUUCCCUGAGUCCUGGCUCUCCUGGCGCUACCAGAUCCCAGCUCUGGCUGAUGCUGGCUUCAGGGUGAUCGCUCUGGAGAUGAAGGGCUAUGGGGAGUCCACAGCCCCACCAGACAUAGAAGAAUAUUCCCAGGAGCAGAUCUGCAAGGACCUGGUGGUUUUCCUGGACAAACUGGGCAUCCCGCAGACGGUGCUGGUGGGUCACGACUGGGGUGGUGCUGUGGUCUGGAACAUGGCCCUCUUCUACCCCGAGAGGGUGAGAGCCGUGGCCUCGCUGAACACCCCGUACCGCCCUGCCGACCCCACCGUGGACAUCGUGGAGAAGAUGAAGUCCUACCCCACCUUUGAUUACCAGUUCUACUUCCAGGAGCCAGGUGUCGCGGAAGCGGAGCUGGAGAAGGACAUCGGCCGGACCCUGAAGGUCCUGAUCCGCUCCACGCGCCGGGAGGACCGCCUGCCCUCCGCCCCCAGCAUCCACGGGGUCCAGGAGCGAGGGGGGCUGCUGGUGGGCUUCCCGGAAAACCCCCCCGCCAGCCAGAUCCCCUCUCCCAGUGGCCCCUUGAACUGGUACCGCAACAUGCGACCCAACUGGCGCUGGGCACUCUCAGCCAAGGACAGGAAGAUCCCACAGCUGCGCCGGGAGCACCUGGAGGAGUGUGGGCACUGGACACAGAUGGAGAGGCCGGCGGAGCUGAACAGGAUCCUGGUGGGGUGGCUGGAGGGGCUCCCCCCAGACCCCCCCCUGCCCAAAAUCUCCAGGCUGUGAGCGAAGCGGUGCCUUCCCUUCUCCCUGGGCUGAUUGUUUUACCUUUAGGGUUUGAUUUUUUACCUUUAGUGCUUGAUUUUUUACCUUUAGGGCUUGAUUUUUGCCUCCAGGGUUUUAUUUGUAUUUUUUGGGGGGGUUGUGGAUGGAAGCAAUGGGUGAGGAGGGUGGCACAGAGCAUCCCCCCCAGCUUUGUGCAGCUAAAAGGGUCCUGGUGAGCUCCUGGGGGGGAGAGUCCCAGGAGAUUUGGGGCUGGACCCAUCCUCAUACCACGUUGCCCCAACCUUGAGGGGGCUUCCCUCGUUUGGGGGUUUGGCUAGUGGGUCCUGGAGGGUGGCCACUUGCGCCGGGUGGUUGGUUUGGGUGUUGUGUGGAGGUUUUAAUGCACUACUAAUAAUUAAUGCUGCCUCAGAAAUUGCCUUCUAACGUGGAGAAAUAAAGCACAGAAGUGACCCGA